AUUUUUAACACAUGCUUUUCAAUCCAAUACAUAUCACGUGUUAAAACUCUUAACAUUUGACCAUGUGUCUUGAUUAUUAUAGACUAGGGCAAAAUACUAGUCUUGAUAGUUGACACGCGCAUAUUGGCGGCAUAUAUAAGUGCAUGAUUCUAACUGAAAUUUAUACUUCGAUCUCUCAUGCCAGUUCAACAAGGAGUUGUAAGAGGCAUCCAUGGAUCCCUUCUCUUUUCAAGAUGAAAUUAUGCAACUAGAAGAUAUAUAUUUCCCAAUUUUUUCACCGGACCCUUUUGCUUUCAUCCCGAUUGCCACAGAAACCGAGAUUCAAUCUCCGGCCAGUGUCUUGCUGUCCAAAAAAGAGAGAGCAGACUAUAUCGCAUCAUGUUUUGUUGAGUACUCGAGGGCAAAAGAUGAGCAUGUAAGAAGAAAUUUAGAAUUAAAAUCUAAUGAAUGGAGGAAUAUUCAUGGAAGAGUGAUUGAGUAUUUGAGAAAAAUUCCACAACCAAACAAUCCGAAGAUGAAGAUGAGUGUAAAGGGAAAUUGUAGUCGGUUGUUUCGGCAUAUGAUGAAGGAAAGACUACGAAGAGAAAAUAUUAGUCAGUGUUAUGCUGAUUUGCACUCAAUCAUCCUUCCAAGACCCAAGGCCGACAAAAACUCUAUAGUACAAUCAGCGGCGGUUUACCUCAAAGAAUUGCUAAUGAUUAAAGAAGAACUUCAUAGACAAAAUAAAAUGUUAAGAAAAAAGAUUAUAGACACCGGAAAUAUUUUACAAUCAAAAGGAUUGGAUUCAAGAACUGAGCUUGAGAUGAAGGAUGACAAUAUGAGCAUAGAAGAAACAAAGAUUGAAGUACAACUAAUGAAUCCGGUAUCUACCAUGGAUUCAAUGAUCGAAGCUUUGCAAUGCAUGAAAGGAAUGGGAGUAAAAGCAAUGAGCAUUCAUUCGAAAGUCUUUGGAGAUGAAUUAGCCACUGUGAUGACCAUAAAUACGAAGGUGGAAAAGAGUGAGGUGCGGAGAGCUGUGGAAGGAAAUCCGGUGGAAAUGGAGAGGAAGCUAAGGUUGCAAUUACAAAGUAAGGGGAGUGUGGGCCCCAACAAUAAAGCAACAACAACAACCCCAAGUCCGCACACGUGUACAAUUACAUUGAGAGCAAUGAAGAAAGUCCAAAGCAGCAACCAAAAUAAUUAUUGAAAC
Messenger RNA from Dioscorea cayenensis subsp. rotundata (Guinea yam), 1189 nucleotides. RefSeq names its product transcription factor bHLH92-like. The transcript is spliced from 3 exons. The record is from RefSeq and is a predicted model, not a curated record. Bases 212 to 1186 code for a protein of 324 amino acids. Gene Ontology annotation, molecular function: protein dimerization activity. NCBI's taxonomy places the organism in Eukaryota, Viridiplantae, Streptophyta, Magnoliopsida, Dioscoreales, Dioscoreaceae.